CUUGUAACAAGUAUACCUUUGUCUUGUUCUGUCUCUUAAUCUUUAUAGUUAAUGGCUGAAAUAAGCUCAUUGGCAUCCCAAUUACACUCUUCUGAACCUUAUUCAUCAGCUACUGAUGAAGACAUACCCACCAUUGACUACUCUCUACUCUUCUCUGACAACCCUAAUCAGCAAUUCCAUGCCCUUCAAUGCCUCCGUGAAGCAUGCCAAGAAUAUGGCUUCUUCUAUUUGGUGAACCAUACCAUCCCAGAUGGAGUAUUUGACUAUACAUUAAAGGGAGUUUCUGAUUUCUUCAAUCAAACAACCUUAGAUGAGAAAAGAACCAACAGCAAAAAAUACCGAUGGGGACUAAACUCCUCAGCUGGGGAAAACAGGGAAUAUCUCAAGGUUGUUACAAAUCCCCAAUAUCAUUUUCCUUCCAAUCCACCAGGUUUCAGCAAAACUUUAGAAGAAUAUGGCAAGGAAAUGAGAAGGGUAGUAAUUGGACUAGCGAGGGCAGUGUCUAAAACGUUAGGGUUUGAAGAAGGUUUCAUAGAGAAGGCAUUGAACUUGAAGUCAGGGUUUGAUGUAUUGGCCAUGAACCUUUAUCCACCGAAUGCCAAAUCCAAGGGAGCUGUUGGCUUGGCUGAACACACUGACCCUGGCUUUGUGAUUACACUUGUGCAAGAUGUAAAUGGUGGUCUCCAAAUUCUUUCUCACAAAGGAAAGUGGAUUAAUGCUUAUAUUCCCCAUCAUGCUAUACUCAUCCAGCUUGGUGAUCAACUAGAGAUCUUAACCAAUGGAGUGUAUAAGAGUCAUAUCCAUCGAGUUAUUGUUGGCAGCAAUAAAGUACAAAGGAUCUCUGUGGUCGGUAUUCAUGGACCUUCUUUGGACAAAUUCAUAAGUCCGAGCAAAGAGUUUUUUAAUGAAAAACAGCUACAAAAAUACCGUGGAAUGACCUAUAAAGAAUCUUUGAAAGAAAAUGGAGGUGAUGAAAUUGAUGUGCAUUCAUCACUUGAUCAAGUUAGACUAAUGUAAAAUUUGCAUUCACACUACUCUCCCACACACACCACAUUUCACACGCACACACAUCACAAUUUGUUUAAUUAGUAAUAAGGUGUGUGAAUAAAUUCAUAGCGCUUUGUAUGUAUUCAUAUCUGGUAUGUUUUCUCACUUGUAUUAUGCUUAUCAUUUAUAGCACCUUUUUAUAUGCUUUCAUCUAA
Cajanus cajan (pigeon pea) is the source of this 1202-nucleotide messenger RNA. Its product is annotated as 2-oxoglutarate-dependent dioxygenase 19. The record is from RefSeq and is a predicted model, not a curated record. NCBI's taxonomy places the organism in Eukaryota, Viridiplantae, Streptophyta, Magnoliopsida, Fabales, Fabaceae.